AUGACUGUUAGCGCUAGCCUGCUAGCUAGGAAACGGUGAGCUUCGAGUUACUUAUUUAGUUAAUGGUCGUUAUUUCCCUCGUCAAAUAUGUCUGGUACUUUCAAAGUGUUGUAUAUUCACCGCAUUUAAGCAAGAGGACAACUAAAGAGGAGGAGCGUAACCCCGCAAAGAUGUCCGUGGACAGCAGAAAGAGGCCCUCAGUUUCCUCCAACUCCGGGAGCUUUGCUGUCUGGCCCUCUUCAUUCCGGAGGCAACCAGCCAGAGUGCUGAUUGUGGAGGCACUGCCGCCAUGGUGGACGGAGACCUGCACUGUGCUCUGCGACGCCCUGGAUAACUUCUUUGCCCUUGCCUGCAGUCUGGAUGGACCCUGUAGGAUACCGCUCCUCAGCCUGUACGCCCUCAGCAGGCAGCAGGAAUGUCUUCUGCCAUUUGUGCAGGUUCGCGGCAACUUGGCCAGGCUGCAUUCCUGCGUGGAGGAGCUGAGGUCUAUUCCAGGGGAAGGGUGCAUUAGGGGAGCAGCCAGAGGUGGGGAGCUGCUACGGCAGGCAGUGCUGGACAGUCUGCAGCAGUUUAAACAGUACAUCAGACACACCAGUACAGGAAACCAGGCCAACAACAACACAUCCGUGGAGGUUACUGUGGUGACCGGCCAGCCGGGGCAGGGAAUCGUCCGCCAGUUGGAGAUGGGCCUCAAAGAUGCCGACCUGGUGUCACUCAAGCGACUCUUGGUCGUGCAGACCUACAGUGGAGGAGACUGGGGCCAGGACACUCCCUCACCUGAAGCCGCACUGUACACUGAGACUGAUGAGGGUCUGAUGUUGGGGACGGAGGUCGACCUGCAGCGAGUGGAAAACAGUGUGUUCGCCAUGGAAAGCGUGUUGAAAUCCUGGCUUCAAGAGCAGGCAGGGGACAGAGAGCACCUCCACCUCCUGCUGCCGAGCCCAACGAACAGUCCUAUUCCAGUGUGUGUGAAGUGCGACAUGCAGGAGCGUCUGAUAAGCCCUGCACUCAUCCACCUGACCCCAAACCUGGGAAUGGAUACUGAGAGUGUCCGCCACUUCCUGCCUGUCACCAAGAGCUUGGCCAAUCAGAGCCCACAGCCACAGAGACUGAACGUAAUCAAGGCUCUGCGUGCAGACGGCGUGUGUGAGAGCGUGUUAUAUGGCCUGCCAUUGUUGAUCCGCCCCACCACCUGCUGGCAGCUGGACUGGGAAGAAAUGGAGACCAACCACAACUUGUUCCAUGCUCUCUGCCACACGCUCAGGAGUCGUGACUUGUUCCUGCUGCUGCAGGUGGAGCCUGUCCAGAGGUCUACAGCUGGAAACUCAGGUGUGUGUUCUCACUACCUCCUCCAGCCGUCCCCGUCUCUCACCCUCCUCCUGAAGCCUGUGGUCUCCAGAGAAUUGCUGCUGCCCUGCUCACUGCCUGGCUCGACUCAGGAACCUGCACCUGACGCCAUGCACACUGUACAGAGUUGUCUAACUCAGCUGGAUGAGGACAUUGUGUUCAACCCUGUCUCUCUGAGCAGUCACCUCUACCAGCACCUCCGGAGCAGAGGCCUGCUCUCAAAGCCACGAUACCCAUACAGGCUCCAGACAGCAGCUGUCAUUAGAGACCAGCCUCGGCCACCAGAGGGCGCUAAGACCACAGCCAGCCGACAGCCUCGGCAGCCGCAAAACCAGAGUCGCCAACUGGGAACAAACAGCAAGGUCAGGGCCACCGUGGCUCCGAUGCCCUCUUCCUCCUCCCACUCCGCCUCCUCUUCCUCCUCCCUGGGGCCUCCCUCCGCUAAGGCCUCCCGACCCGCUCUGACGCUCCUGGGCAGCGGCGGUAGAAGCCCCCGGGCCCCGGCUCCUUCUCGACUGGAGGAAGACGACGAUGACCCCUCGGUGAUACAGUGAGAAACAACCGGAGGGUGAGUGGAAGAAAGUGGGCCGAGAGAGAACGAUACGAUGACAGGAGAGAGGGAGGUAUAGAAAGGAGGCAGUGAAGUACAAUCAUAACAAGCCAAUUAACACAGAGACACUUUUCUCACGUUCCCCUGCAUCCACACACACACAAACACACACACACACUGGGGCUUGUUAAAUUCACAUCUAGCUAAUGUUGUCCAUGUGGUUACAAUAAACAGAGAGAGAAAUAAGCUGUGAAAAGAAGCUGUAACCGCCCAGAGUGCAGAACAAAAUAAGUGUG
Molecule: messenger RNA, 2193 nt
Organism: Scophthalmus maximus (turbot)
Lineage: Eukaryota; Metazoa; Chordata; Actinopteri; Pleuronectiformes; Scophthalmidae
Product: meiosis 1 associated protein
Exons: 12
Coding region: 63-1901 (612 amino acids)
Biological process (GO): male meiosis chromosome separation; spermatogenesis; meiosis I
Source: RefSeq, a predicted model, not a curated record